CUCACCCCCCUCGGCCGCCGCCGCCGCCGGGCGGAGGCUCCGCCAGGCCCGGCCCGGCCCCGCACGGCCCCGCACCGGCCCCGACCAUGGCCAGCCGCCGCCGGGCCCCGCGCUGGAGCGGCGGGGGGCGCUGAGCCGGCCCCGCACCGGCCUCGGCCCCGGCGGACUCUCCGCGCCGCCCCCCGUGUCCCGUGCUAUGAGCGUUCAGCGUGACUUCUCUGCAAGCAGCUGCAAAUGAAAAUGGAGGAUAUGUCUUUGUCUGGCCUGGAUAACAGCAAACUGGAGGCCAUCGCACACGAGAUCUACACGGAGCUGGUGGAGGAUGCCUGCCUGGGGCUGUGCUUCGAGGUGCACCGGGCCGUCAAGUGCGGCUACUUCUUCCUGGAUGACACAGACCCCGACAGCAUGAAGGACUUUGAGAUCGUGGACCAGCCGGGCGUGGACAUCUUCGGGCAGGUGUACAACCAGUGGAAGAACAAGGAGUGCGUGUGCCCCAACUGCAGCCGCAGCAUCGCCGCCUCGCGCUUCGCCCCGCACCUGGAGAAGUGCCUGGGCAUGGGCCGCAACAGCAGCCGCAUCGCCAACCGCAGGAUUGCCAGCAGCAACAACCUGAACAAGUCUGAGAGUGACCAGGAGGACAACGAUGACAUCAAUGACAACGACUGGUCCUAUGGCUCUGAGAAGAAAGCAAAGAAGAGGAAAUCAGAUAAGAACCCCAACUCGCCCCGCAGGUCCAAGUCCCUGAAACACAAAAAUGGCGAGAUCGGCGGGAACCCCGAUCCCUUCAAGUACAGCAACUCAGCUGGCAUCAACUACGAGACGCUGGGCCCCGAGGAGCUGCGGACGCUGCUGACCACGCAAUGCGGGGUCAUCUCCGAACACACCAAGAAGAUGUGCACCAGGUCCCUGCGGUGUCCCCAGCACACGGAUGAGCAGCGCAGGGCAGUCCGUGUUUACCUCCUCGGGCCCUCGGCGUCCCUGCCCGAGGCCGAGGGCAGCGUGGAGAGCGACAGCUUCGAGGUGGCCGAGAGCCAGGCGCUGAUGAGCCGCCUGCAGUGGGACGGCGCCUCCGACAUCUCCCCCUCCGACUCGGCCUCCUCCAAAGCCAGUACAAACAACUCCGAGUCCCGCAAGACCAAGAAGAAGAAGCCGCACCUGGGGCUGGUGAGCGGCGCCCCCGGGCUCGGCUCCAGCAAGAAGAAGAAGCCCAAGCCCCCCGCCCCCCACACCCCCAGCAUCUACGACGACAUCAACUGAGCCCCAGGGAGCUGGGGAGGGGCAGGACGGACAGAGGGACGGACAGAGGGACGGACAGGGGCGGGGCCAGCCCCCGGCACCACACAGAGAACUUGUCACUGCUGGAGUGGGGCUGGGUUUGGGGAGCCCCCAUUAGUGCCCCCCUUCCUGCCCCCUGCCCCGGUGCCUCUAUUUAUUCUGUGACAGUUUUUGUACCUGGGGCUCCCGUGGGGCGUCUCCCUCGGACAUGGGGGUACAGCCCCCCCCCCUUUCCCUCCCAGCACCCCCAAAACCCCCACACCCACUCCUCACUUACCCCAAUGGGGUGGGGGGCACCUGGUCACCCUGGGCAGGUCGGGCCUGGGUCAGGGGGUUGUAAAUCCCCCCUGCCCUGGGGUUCUGGGCUGAGCCCCCCCUCUGGGGCUGCCCCCCUCCCUGCCCCGGGCUGGCUCAGGAGGGGGGGUCCCACUGCAGGGGCUGUUUCCCACUCAGAGGACAAGUGGGCACCCCCUGACCCCCAAAUCUGUCCAGCUGUGCCUGCAUGCAGCUGUUGGGGGUCCUGGGGGCUGCCAGUGCCCGCACAGGGGGGUCACAGGGGGCUGCAUGCUGCAUCCUUCAUGUUUGGGGCUGUUUGGGGGUGGGUCUGGGGGUGGGGGGAGCUGCUGUGACCAUCCCUGUGCCAAACUGUUUGGGGAGGGGGACCCCAACCUGCCAGGGACCUCUGGGAAUGCAGCACAGCUGGGGGGGGAGCACAGCCCGGCUCCAGCACAGAGCCCCCCCCCCUUCCUCGUGUCCCCAGGGCAGCUCCACACCCCCUGCUGGGGCCCUGCUGCUCCCUCGGGGGGUCACUGGGGCCCCCCAUAGCUCUGCUGUUGUUUGGGGGGGCCGGUGGGGGGGACAGGUCCCUCUGCCUGGAUCCAGCUCAGCCCUGCCCUAGGCCCCCUCCCCUCCUGCUCCCCAUCGCAGGGGCAGCGUUGGCUCCGUCCCCUCUGCUGUCCCCUCCCGUGGCUGGCUGCCCCCAUCUGGCCAUAUGUCCCCGGGGGGUCUGUCUGUGCCCCCACCCCGCUGCCCUGGCCCGUCCUCUCGCUGGGACUCACGAAUUAUGGUGCUCUCGACUCUGGAUUCACUAUUGUUUUCAAACUGCUGCUAAAGGCUGGGCUGGGGGGGUCCUGCAGAGCCCCGGGCACCUCAGAACUGCAUGGGGACCCCCGUGUGCUCCCUCCUGCUGGGGCUGGGGGGCUCUGGCCACCGGGGCACGCUGAGCUGGCCUUCGUGUGCCCCGGGGCCCUGGACGGGGCUGUGGGCACCCAAAAACCCGGGGGAGCGCCCCAACCUGCCUGGGGGGGCACGGCGAGCUGGAGGGGUGCGGGGGGGGGGGGGCAGCCUGAGCCCCUUCAGCUGCGGGAGAGGAGCUGCAAUUUGGGGUCCAGGGGGGCUUGGGGGGCUCAGACCCUCCCUGUGACCCCCCCAGGUCGGUGUCCUCGCCCCCCCCCCGGUGUUUCUGCGUGUCCCCCCCGCGGGGGAGCUGAGCCCUUGUGAGGUCUGUGUGUCCCGUGCGUGGGUUGUGGCUGCCCCUGUAAAUAAAACUGCAUCUUGACUUGGUA
Messenger RNA from Oenanthe melanoleuca, 2840 nucleotides. It is a transcript of the gene ATXN7L3, whose product is annotated as ataxin 7 like 3. NCBI's taxonomy places the organism in Eukaryota, Metazoa, Chordata, Aves, Passeriformes, Muscicapidae. The record is from RefSeq and is a predicted model, not a curated record. The coding region runs from base 235 to 1257 and encodes 340 amino acids. Gene Ontology annotation, biological process: regulation of transcription by RNA polymerase II; positive regulation of DNA-templated transcription. Gene Ontology annotation, molecular function: transcription coactivator activity. The transcript is spliced from 13 exons. Gene Ontology annotation, cellular component: SAGA complex; DUBm complex.